Molecule: messenger RNA, 2412 nt
Organism: Galeopterus variegatus (Sunda flying lemur)
Lineage: Eukaryota; Metazoa; Chordata; Mammalia; Dermoptera; Cynocephalidae
Gene: CAVIN1
Product: polymerase I and transcript release factor
Exons: 5
Coding region: 1-1119 (372 amino acids)
Biological process (GO): transcription initiation at RNA polymerase I promoter; termination of RNA polymerase I transcription
Cellular component (GO): caveola; cytoplasm
Molecular function (GO): rRNA primary transcript binding
Source: RefSeq, a predicted model, not a curated record
AUGAUUGCACCCUGGUGUGCUUGUUCUGGGCCGAAGCUCCACUCGGCCGGCCCCGCACGGCUCCGGGUAGCCAUGGAGGACGUCACGCUCCACAUCGUCGAGCGGCCGCUUCCCGGUUACAGUCCAACAACUGGCCUCUUAGAAAACUCCUUCUUCACCCCCAGCAGCCUCUUUCCCCCACCAUUCCAGCCCCCCAAUAGCCACAGUCAUCCCACGAUUGUGCCCAAGAAGAAGCUGAAUGCACCCUCUGACUCAGCCACACCCAAGAUCGUGCCUUUUGACCUUCUGCCUGAGACUGAGCCCAUUGACCUGAAGCCUGAGACAGUGCCUGAGCUCCCAACCUUUGAGCAGACGCCUAGGACACUGCCCUAUUACCCAGAGCCUCGGCCCCUGCCCACCCCAGAGGCGCCGACAGAUGAAGUGAAGCUGCCGGCCAAACUGAGCAUCAGCAAGUCGCUGAAGGAGUCGGAGACGCUGCCCGAGAAGGAGGGCGACGAGCUGGGCGAGGGCGAGCGGCCCGAGGAGGACGCGGCGGCGGAGCUGUCGUCCGACGAGGCGGUGGAGGUGGAGGAGGUGGUGGAGGAGUCGCGCGCCGAGCGCAUGGAGCGCAUCAAGCGCAGCGGCCUGCGGCGCGUGGACGACCUCAAGAAGGCCUUCUCCAAGGAGAAGAUGGAGAAGACCAGGGUGCGCACGCGCGAGAACCUGGAGAAGACCCGCCUCAGGACCAAGGAGAACCUGGAGAAGACGCGGCACACGCUGGAGAAGCGCAUGAACAAGCUGGGCACGCGCCUGGUGCCCGCCGAGCGGAGCGAGAAGCUCAAGACGUCGCGCGACAAGCUGCGCAAGUCCUUCACGCCCGACCACGUGGUGUACGCGCGCUCGCAGACGGCCGUGUACAAGGUGCCGCCCUUCACCUUCCACGUCAAGAAGAUCCGCGAGGGCGCGGUCGAGGUGCUCCAGGCCACCGAGCUGGUGGAGGUGGGCGCCGACGACGAGGGCGGCGCGGGGCGGGGUGAGGCGGCCGACCUGCUGCGCGGGAGCAGCCCCGACGUGCACACGCUGCUGGAGAUCACCGAGGAGUCGGACGCCGUGCUGGUGGACAAGAGCGACAGCGACUGAGCGGGACGCGGGCUCGGCCCUCCCCGCCACCCCCCGCACCCGCUCCUUUCCCUCGCCGAACUUUCUCUUCCGCAUUCUCUCUCAGCCCCGAACCGGCUGAGACUUUUCUAAAUUAGAAACACCUCCCCUUGAGCAGCACCCCUCCGAGGCUGACACCUCUUAAGAUGGGAGGGGGAGGCAGCCGCCGCCCCCGACAGCCCCAAUUUGGACAGAGUCUGGGUGGAAAUGGGAAGGGGAGUGGCCCAUGUCCUGGUUGUCCAAGUCAGGGGUCCUAGAGGAAAUGGCUGUGAUCCCAAGGCUGGGCCCCCCUUGGGAGGCUGCCUUCCCCUCAACGUCCCCCCUGCCACACACUCACGCCUGGCUGUCAUUCCUGCUCACUGAGCUCCUCUCAUCCUGACCCCUGUAGGUUUCAAAGCCAAAUUGACCCAAAGAGGAAAGAGUGAAUCCUGGAGGGGACCCUUGCCCACGUGGGAGGCUCCUCUCCUAGAAGGACAUGAAAGCAGCUUUGGGGGGAACCUGAGGCAGUGGGGGAGAAAGGGCAGAGUGAGCUCUGACCCUGGAAGAGGGUCCAGUACAGGCUAUGUCUGCCAAGGGUCCCAACAAGGAAGGCUGGAGCCAAGUGGAAGCCUGGGGAAGGAGGGGGUGUGGAACGACGGAGGUGUGGGGGAGGGGCACGCUUACAUGUUUAUACACCUGCACACAGGAGCACAUGGCCAUGGCUUUAGGAAGGAAAAUGGGAAAUAAGGGAAGGUGCAAAUGGGUGAAGAGAGGGGUGAAGUCCCCUUGUUAGCAGGUUCUCAGAGGACUGAAGGACCAUUUUCAGGGUCGGGAAGGACAGGGUGAGAAAGCGUCUGGGUGGUGCCCCCAGUGCUCCUCAGCCCAUUUCUCAAAGCCCAGAAAAUUAGGGUCCCAGAAGGGUGCAACAGCAGGCUGUGGAGAGCUGGGAGUUAGGCAGGAGGCAGACUGGAGAGCACGAUGCUAGUGGCCAGGCCACCAAGCUGAGAGCUGGAGAGGAGUCAAGGAGAGCACAGUACAGAGCACCCAGGCCUGGCUCCCUCCCGGCAGCUUCUACCCAGGGUCCCUCCCUAGAGCUAGGGUCACAAAGCUGCAGAACUUGCCAAUGUCUCGCUGGUUUCCUUGCCCUUGGGGGUGCCUUUCCUGAAUUUUGGGGGGUGAGGGGAGCGCUGCUUCUAUUCCGGAGGCCUAUGUCUGUAGUCCACUGACCAAGUUGUCCUCAGGACACUUCAGUCCCCCAUUCCUCCUAACCAUUGAAAGUGGCUUGUCAAGUCAGGU